Metarhizium brunneum ARSEF 3297 is the source of this 1761-nucleotide messenger RNA. The record is from RefSeq and is a predicted model, not a curated record. Lineage: Eukaryota; Fungi; Ascomycota; Sordariomycetes; Hypocreales; Clavicipitaceae.
AUGCAAGGCCUGGCUCCUCCUCUGAGCGACGGAGACGACCGAAACAAAACUCAACAUUGGAUGGAAACAUUAUAUCUGUCACAUUCACAGUCCCGCAUGUCUUGGAAUAUCGCCAAGAUUCAGACUGGGUACGCUUCCCCAACCCGCAGCACAUCUUCGUUGACAUCGAUAGCUAAUGUAGACCACGUAAAGGAAUUGCGGCGCUGCUACAACCGCUCAGCAUUGUUGGACGCGCUUCACCAUCUCUCUGAUAAUGGUCCUCACAACCACACUGUCGUGGCGUGGACGGGCGAGAUUCGCCAGGCAGCCGACAGCAAUGACGAUGCCGUGUCUGACGACAAUCUGCCCAUAACUCCUUCGUCUACAUCUAUUUCUCUAGGGGGUAAUGCGCGGAUGCAAAUACCCCCCUCGAAAAACGUUUUUGUCACGCGCGCCGACCAGCUUCGGCUUGAGCAACAGCUACACGAAGAUGACAUCUCCAUCGUGCCCGUCUGGCUUGCAGACGAAAACGACAUGACCACGGAAGGCAUACGAUUGCAUGACCAAUCGAGAUGGAGACGGUAUGCGGAACACGAUCUAUGUGCUUUGCUUCAUUAUCGACAGCAUCCACCUAGCGAGCCGUACUCCGAAGGAGGGAGAUGGGCGGAUUAUUGCCAAAUGAACCAACGAUUUGCGCAGAGGGUUAUCGAGACCUACCAGCCCGAGGACACUGUCAUCAUUCAUGACUAUUACCUGAUGCUUCUACCUCUGCUCCUGCGCGAGCGAUGUCCCGAUAUAAGCGUCGCCUUCUACCUCCACACGCCUUUUCCUUCCAGCGAGUUAAUACGGUGCCUUGGCAGACGGCAAAGCAUUCUCAACGGCAUCCUUGGUUCCGACCUCGUUGUAUUCCAGUCCUUCCACUACGCCCAGCACUUUGCAAACACGUGCGCCAGAAUUCUCGGCCUGGAAGCCACCAGCCGAGCUGUCCAAACGGCAACGAGGCGUGUGCGAAUCGAAGUGAUUCCAAUGGGAAUCAGCAUCGCCACCGUCCACGCGCUUGCGUGGAAGGCCACCGCCAUAGAAAAGUGCGCCCUGCUCAAACAGCAGCACGGCGGCAAGAAGAUCAUAGUCGCGUACGACCCCAAAGACCGACUGGGUGGCGUGGACAAGAAGUUGCUCGCCUUUGAUCGCUUUCUCACCAAGUACCCCGAGUAUCGAAACCGCGUCAUCCUCAUACAAGUCAUGAGCCCGACUACAAUGGAGGCCGACGAUGCCCAAGAGGCCGACUACGCCACGGGCGUCGGGGAGCUCGUCGCCGAAGUCAACCGCAAGUAUGGCUCGCUGGAUUACAUGCCCAUCCAGCUGCAAUCCCAGAAUCUUAGCGUCGACGAAUACUUUGCCCUGCUGCGGUCGGGGGACGUCGCGCUCUUCACGAGCGUUCGCGACGGCAUGAGCACGACGAGCUUGGAGUACGUCGUGUGUCAGCGCGACGGUCAUGGCCCGAUUAUUAUAUCCGAGUUUAGCGGGACGGCGAGCAGCCUGAAGGAGGCUAUUCACAUUAAUCCCUGGGAUACGGAUGGCGUCGCGGACCAGAUUUACCGGGCGUUGAAUAUGGAGGAGGAGGAGCGGCGAGAUAUCCACGCGGCGGUGUAUAGGCGUGUUGCGGAGCGUGAUGUGCGGCACUGGGCGACGACUUUGCUGCGCCGUUUGAAAAGGGCUGUUGGGGCCCGCGACUCGAGGUAUUUUGGGGCCAAUGGUCUUGCUGAUAUUGGUGAGAAAUAG